Messenger RNA from Cornus florida, 1440 nucleotides. Its product is annotated as bZIP transcription factor 44-like. Gene Ontology annotation, biological process: positive regulation of DNA-templated transcription. Gene Ontology annotation, cellular component: nucleus. Bases 689 to 1141 code for a protein of 150 amino acids. Gene Ontology annotation, molecular function: DNA-binding transcription factor activity; transcription cis-regulatory region binding. The record is from RefSeq and is a predicted model, not a curated record. The transcript has a single exon. Lineage: Eukaryota; Viridiplantae; Streptophyta; Magnoliopsida; Cornales; Cornaceae.
UCCCAUUUUCCUCUCAUUUUCUUUUCAUUAAAAAAUUUUCCUGCCCAUUUUCUAUAAUUUUCUACCCCACCUUUUUUGGUUCUAUAAAUCACCUCCUCUCCAACCUCAAAAACCUCUUCCUCUUCACUACUCUCUUCUUACUAUAGAUCUGAGGCUCUGUUUUUCUUGUUCUGCCUCUUGAUUUCUUUGGUAGAUUCUGUUCUUUUGGGGCUCGGAGGUUAGAGUUUUGGAUUUAAUACCAAAAACCCAUUUGAUUACUCUGUUGAAAUCUUCAAUUCCACAACAAAAAAACGUUUUUGUUGUGGAGAUCUGAAGCUCUGUUGUUCUGCCAAAGAAACCAUCUUCUUUUUUCUUCAAGUCAAUCUUGAAGCUUCAUACUUCCUUCUGAAUGUUUUAGUUUCAUGUCUCCAGUUCUCAGUGAAAUCCUCCGUUGUGGCCUUAUAAUAAAUUCAUCUCUCAGACGCAGGACCCACCUUGUUCAAUCUCUCUCUGUUGUCUUCCUCUACUGGUUUUAUGUUUUUUCAUAAGUAAACUAUCACCCCAUCUUCAUCUGUACAUAUAACUAUCUAUAUAUAUAUAUAUAUAUAUAUAUAUAUCAGAAUCAACUACAUAUAAUUAGUAUCUUGGUCCUGCGUUUUUGUUUUGUUUUGUUUUUUUUUUUUUAAGCUACAUAAAUUCAAAUAUAUAUAUGGCAUCUUCUAGUGGAAAUUCCUCAGGGUCUACUCAGUUCCAGAACUCUGGUUCUGAGGAAGACUUGCAGGUUUUGAUGGAUCAGAGGAAGAGGAAGAGAAUGCAAUCGAAUCGGGAAUCGGCGAGGCGGUCAAGGAUGCGAAAACAGAAGCACUUGGAUGAUCUGAAUGCACAAGUUGCUCAACUCAAGAAGCAGAACAGCGAGAUCCUGACGAGCACCGACAUCACAACACGACACUACCUGAAUGUGGAGGCCGAGAACUCGGUGCUGAGGGCUCAGAUGGUGGAGCUGAGCCAGAGACUGCAGUCUCUCAACGACAUCCUUGGUUAUAUGGACACAGGCAAUGGUGGUGUGUUUGAGCCUCAGCUGGAUCAUCAUCUCAUGAACAUUAAUCCAUGGAACUUGAUGUAUCUUAACCAACCCAUCAUGGCUGAUAUGAUUCAGUACUGAUCAUCAUCAUCAAUCACAAGGUUGAAAAGUGGUGAACUUUUGUUGUCUUGUUCUCUUAGUGGUGGUGUUUGUUUUGUGGUCUUGAGAUGGUGAAAAAAAGGGAGGCUUGUUUUGAUGCUUUUAGUUUUUUUAAAGUUAGCUUAGUUCUACUAGUUGUACUCGACUAAAAUGGGAUGUGGGGACUGUGUUCUUGGCUUGUAUGUGGGUCAUCAUCACUCAUCAAUGAAAUGGAAUGAAUGGUUGUCUGUGUACAAAGUUGCCUUUGGGAUUAUAUAUAAUUAAUUAUGUAGUUUGCUAUC